Messenger RNA from Frankliniella occidentalis (western flower thrips), 774 nucleotides. RefSeq lists its product as uncharacterized. NCBI's taxonomy places the organism in Eukaryota, Metazoa, Arthropoda, Insecta, Thysanoptera, Thripidae. The record is from RefSeq and is a predicted model, not a curated record. Bases 148 to 744 code for a protein of 198 amino acids. The transcript has 4 exons.
CAUGACGGCAGCACCCAGUCUCCUAGAGGACGUGGCCGAGGGCUGAGCUACGGCAGCAGACAGAAGUCUGAGCAGUGAGAUUGAGUCUCCUGCAUCUCUCGCACUGGACCCACCUAAGCAAGAUCGGUUCGGGAUUGAAGCAGAGACAUGCAUACCGGUAGCACUGCAUCCAAUCAGCUACUCCAGCUCGUGCUCCUUACACUGAUAUUUUGGGAAGGAAUCUUCAGCAAAGGUUUCAACUCUUUAAUUGGCCCGUACAUUGCCUAUGGCGAACGAUUCUACAACUGCCAGCCAAACAACCGCCCGCUUCCCUGGAUAUGGAAUUUGCGCGCUACUCACUUCAACCCAUACAAACCAAAAGAGUUACAACGCGUGACAGGCAAUGUGAAAGGUGCAAAUGGAACUAUUGAUGACCACUGUUGGUCAAAAGUUAUUGUGGAUAUUCGAUCAAACAAUCAAUGGAAAGAAAACGCCUUUGUCUUAAGUUUUAAAAACAAUGCAUGUCGAUAUGCUAGAGAAUAUACUCCUGGUGUUUAUAAGCAGAUUUUAAAGGGAGAAGAUGAAGGCGCGUGCAUAAGGCCACCAGGAGUUUACGAGGUCAAUAACACCCCAGUGGACUGGAGUUUCCCAACAGUUCCACUCAUACCUUAUGGAUACUACAGGUUUAGAGUCAUGUUUGGCAAAGCUGAAAACCUUUACGGAUGCUGGGUGGCAGAUGCUAAGGCUGUUCCGAGAACCGACUAGGACUAGCAACGAGCUGCUGAAACUGUUUUA